UUCGGAAAAUAAUAUCCAAAUAUUCAAUAAUCGAUUGAAUAUUUGGAUAUUCAGAUAUCAGCACAGCCCUACUGUUUACGGGUCUGCCAAUAGACUGGCUUAAGAGGGAUUCAUUCAAUUGAUUUUACUCACACCUUCAUUCUCUGCUACUUGAAUCUCUCAUUUCUUCCCUUUCUGUGGUCCUUUUUUUUCUCUUUUUUUAUUUUUAGUGUAAUUUAUUGCUUGUCUGUGUACAUGUGGGACUCUAUAGAUUCCCAUUCUAACAUUUGGACACCCAAUCACAAACAACUGUUUAUAAAGAGGAGAUUUGUAGAGUCCUACUUACUUGAACCACUUGUUCUACAUGUAUGCUUGGACUGUUGCUUGCCCACUUUCUUUCUCUUACAAAAUGGUUCUCUCCAACGGCAUUGGAACAGUUUCAAAGUGGGAGGGGAACCAGUUACGAGACCUUUCGGUGUGAAUCACACAUUUGUUGGGUUCGAUAGGUAACUACAAAAUUUGAUCAAUGGGUAUUGUCUUCCUUUGGUGAGGAAAGAAUCAACCUACCACCUCCACCACCAGAAUGCCUUCUGACAGUUAUUCCACUCUCUCCACCACCAGAAUGCCUUCUGACAGGUAUUCCACUCAGCAUGUCCUUAGUUUCUGCCUCAUCUGCCUGCUUCUGAGCUGUGCUGUGGAGCAAGCAGGCAGUACAGACAAUGUGACAGAAGGGGUGAGGGCUAGGUACCCAAACCCCUGGCAAGACCCAGAGCAAUGCCGAAGGACAGACACGGAGAAGUCUUGGAUUUGUGAUGUGGACGGAGUGCUUCCAAAAGAACAGGCUGAUAGCAUUGAUUCUCUCCUGGUCAGCAUCAAUGCCAAUGCAUCGUGCGUUUGCAACUGCAGCGGUAACACGACAUUUCUGUUUGCUGACGAGGGAUAUGUGAUGGGCGUGGCUGUGGUGACAAGUCUGGAGGAGGAUUUAUCUGUUGCCAAUCGGACUUAUCAUCUGGAGAGAUUCGGAGAAUCCAUCAGGCAAGACUGGUUUGCUAACCGCACUUGUGAUGACAGCAUCCUUAUCCUGGUACAUUACAUGUACAACUGCUCAAAGAUCCACAUCUCCAUCGGUGUUGCUUUUGACAACCUUCUCUCCAGCCAGUCCCUGUCUUCCAUUUACGAAGCUGCCCAGCCAAGCCUCGGCACGGGAAACAUUGGGCAAGCCCUCCCCAUCACUGUCCAGAAGCUGGACGCAGUCAUUGAUAAGGCGAUGACCACGCCCACUGAGCCUCCUCCCCCAAAUAACUUGGUUUGGGGAAUACUCGGUGUGAUUGCCGUUACGUCCAUACUGCUCUUUCAUUACUGGAUCAAAUACUGAUUCCAGUGAUUGAAUUGAUUCAGAUUUUAUUUUAUGACUAAGUUUCACGUCUGUAGUUUUGUAUUCCCCUUCACAAAAGCAAAGCCAGACUGUCAGUGUCGAGAUAUCUUUCAAGGUCUGGUAGGUGAAACAUCUUUAAAAGUGAAGAGAAAAAAGUAACAGUUGCUUUGUAAUGUAACAUUUAUGAAAUACACUAUUUUGAUAGGUACAAGAAUACUGUAUGUAAUUUUGUUUAUAAUCUUCUGAAAAUGAAAAAAGAAAAUGUGCAAUCCUCAGUAAACGUGUUUCCAACCCUGAGAUAAUUUUAGUCCAUUUUCAAAGAGAAGGGCACCUUUUAUGAUACCCUAUACUUGCAUAUACUGUGACCUAGUGAUGCCAAGAUCAAAAUUCCCAUGAACUACUUUGAAAUAAUGAUUGAGUUAGGAAAAAAAUUCAUAUUAUAUUUUUUACUGUCACUGGAGCAUGUACCUCAUCAGUUGCAUAUACUAAAUAGUUGCUCUGGCAGUUUCAAUCUUCAUCUAUUUUUAGUUUUUAGUUUAAGUUUAUUUCCAGCUUUUCAGUUUCGACCAGCAUUAGCUAGGAUGAAAUGGAGAAAGUAGUAAUAUUUGGUAUUCACGUUGUUCUACCGGUCCAUCUUGUGUGAAAUCUGUGACUUACAUGUACUUCACACAAAACAAUCUUCCACAACUGCAAAUUACAUGUAGAUGUACAGAGGUGUGAGUGACCAGUUAAAAGCAAAGCUGAAAAAAAAGCUGUCAAAAAGCUGAAAUGUAAAAAGUUCUCAUACAAUUUCUGUACAGACCAGGUGUACAAAAAUGCUGCAAUUAAGGAUCAACAUCUAAAGGAAAAAAUUUUCAGCUAAAAAGCUGAAUUCUCCCACCCCCAUUAGAACAAAAAGGCGUUUGGCUGGGCCACUUCAGUUUGAACCACGCCCACUGCACAUGCAGAUACAUGACCAUCGUAGGUACGUUAGUUCGCGGUAAGUCGUGCAGUACCACUGACAGAUCACAUGCCCAACAAUAAUGCACGUGGCAUCUGUCAGUUUGAGCUAUUUCAUUCUCUUCACUCCAUUUCAUUUUAUAAAGGAAAUGGGCUCAAUCAGCUCAAGAACUAAAGCCCAACGUCAUAGCUCUGCUACAAGUACAACCAGUGCUGUAGAAGACUCCAUCACAAGUCCCUUCACAACAGUGUGGUAUUUGUUCCCUAGUACCUUCCAUGUACUCACACUCAUGCAGUACUCAUACUCACACAGUACUCGUACUCCUGCAUUACUCACACUCAUGCAGUACUCAUACUCAUGGAAAUGAACUCCACUACAACACUGCUUCACAAGCCCUUCCAAAAGACCAGUUAUGAGUAACAUGGUGAACAAUGACAAAGGAAUGCUCAUAUCACGGUUCAUUUGAGUAGUUUGUGACUUGGUUGGGAAUGGAUGACUUGUGAUGGACUUGUGAUGUAAAGGACUAUGACACUGCUGCUUACCCCUAAAUGUGAUAUUCAAGAUAAGCAUUCUCAGUGGUGACAGAGCUCAUUUAGAAAUUGGACGCUGACCAAGUAGGCACAGAAUUCUUGUGGAUGUGUACAUGUGUAUACAUGUAACCCAAGUUUCUGCGCUGAACAGUGAAACAUUGUAGCCAGUAGCACUGAACUGUCUACUGUGGUCAGCAGACUUCUAUUCUUUUUCCUUACAAUAAGCAGUACCAUGAAAUUGAGCCAGGUUUAUGCAAAAUAAUGUCAAUUGUGGAUAUAUAUUUUACAGAGUUUACUGUAUUUAUAAAACCCUGUCUUUGCCCGAUUGUGCCUAGUGAGUAGUUUCAUGUGCCAGUCUAGUCUUCCAUUAUGAGAUUGUACACAGAGUAAAAGUAUACAUUGUAUUUGGUUAAUUUCUUAAAUUAGAGAAUGGCGAUUGUAUCCGUGACACUGCGGUGGCAGUGGAGACAAGAAGAUUAGUGGUAAUAGUACUCUGCUGUUGAGUGUGUUGGAUGUGAGGUAAAAACCACUCUACAAUAAUUACAUGUAGUUAUUACCCAGUGUUAUCUCAAAUGAAAAUCUCAUUGAAGUCCCGAAUUUUUCCCAAGUUGGCUGUCCAACAGAAGGAAGUUUUGACAAUGCGUGAGCUGUGGCAACAUUGGGCAGGUUUUAUUGAGAACUGUGACAAACCAGACAUUGCCUGCAUCUCUUGUUGGGUGCCUUCUUCGUUAUGGCAUGUUGAAUGAAGUUCUCAUGGACACCCAUUUAAAUGUACCACACAGGCAAUAACAACCAGGUGUUCACCGGUGUUUUUUUUUUUCUAACUGUCAGCCAGUGUGAUAACCGUCAAACAUUCCAUUGUACGUGUAUAUGAGAUAUUGAUGAACAGUUGUCAAAUUGAUGUAAAGAUGUAAUGAUUAUUUACAUUGUAUUUUGUGGGUGUAUAAAUGAAUCUGAAAAUCUAUUUUUGAAGAAAAUGAAUUAUUACCAUAUAUGGCGCGGUGUGCAGUGUGAUGCAUAAAAUGAAAUUCUCAAAUGUUUUACUGUAAUUUCAUUCAGACUUGCAAAUUACAUGUAAUUAUGAAUA
Molecule: messenger RNA, 3911 nt
Organism: Acanthaster planci (crown-of-thorns starfish)
Lineage: Eukaryota; Metazoa; Echinodermata; Asteroidea; Valvatida; Acanthasteridae
Cellular component (GO): acetylcholine-gated channel complex; membrane
Source: RefSeq, a predicted model, not a curated record